UGGGAUGAAGAAAGGAACUGGUCUGGUGGAGCCGGAGGAAGAGGUGUACGUCAACCUGGAGGAACUGGUCCAUACCGGACGCAGAAAAGACCACCAAAGACCCGAGACCGGAACCAAACCUGUGGGAACAGGUGCUGCGGUGGAGGGGGGGGCCACCCAGGCCCGGCCCGCUUUCAGAGACGCCACGGUCGGUCUGGGCCUGCUGUGCGUCCUGCUGUUUAUCUCAGUCGUCACUGUCGCUGCCUUGUACGACAGAGAUGUCAACCAGCUGUUCAGAGAUCUGACCAAUUCAACCGCAGAGAGGAACCAACUCCUGGCCAGGUACCAGAACCUGACUGAUGAUAGGAAUCAGCUGGAGUCCAGUUUCAAGGAGACAGAACUUCUGCUGAACAAAAUGAGGAAGAUCGUUGGAACCUGCUCUGACGGGUGGAGCAUGUUUGGCUGCAGCUGUUACCUGUUGUCAACGAGCAAGGGCACCUGGGAGGCGAGCAGGAGGCGGUGCUUAAACCAAGGAGCGGACCUGGUGGCCGCUGACAGCCGAGAGGAAAUGCUGUUUCUGAAUAGUCUUGGCGCUCAUUUGAAGUUUUGGAUUGGUUUGAAGCAAGCAGCUGGUGCACAAUCGUGGAAGUGGACUGACGGAAGAUCACCAGUCGCCACGUACUGGAAAACGAGUUGGUACAACCCCACCUACAGGUCUGAGAUCUGCGCAGCUUUUUCAAGCUUUCAGACCGCUUUCUUUUCUUCAUUCAAAUCGUGGAGUCGUGAGUCGUGCUCGUCUUACCUGCAGUGGGUUUGUGAGAAGAAAAGCAGCUUUUCCUGCACUCAGUAACUAAUUGUUUUAUCAUGUUUUGCUUUUACAAAACUUCGCAUGUAAACUGCCCUAACUGUGAUCCUGAUUUUAAUAAUCCAUAUUUAUCCUGAUGAAAAUAAAGAACCA
Messenger RNA from Cololabis saira (Pacific saury), 937 nucleotides. Its product is annotated as C-type lectin domain family 12 member B-like. The transcript is spliced from 6 exons. The coding region runs from base 5 to 829 and encodes 274 amino acids. The record is from RefSeq and is a predicted model, not a curated record. NCBI's taxonomy places the organism in Eukaryota, Metazoa, Chordata, Actinopteri, Beloniformes, Belonidae.